AUGGGCCACCUGUACGGGCGUAUUCAGCCUUCUGCAAAUGCCCGCCUCAUGCAGAUUCAGCCCCCGACCACGCCAGUGCAGGCUCAUCAAAGCCAAAGCCAUGGCCAGCAAGCUCCUUUGCAGGACUGGAGAGGAACCUACCUUUACAACCGUGACAUGAGGGAUCAGGAGUCAGGAGAGAUGGGCUCCAUCGUGCAAAGAGGCAGGGUCAUUAAAGUGCCAGCCAACACCCAGAGUGAAAUGGUUCUUGUCUUGAAAGCCAUCCAGCCAAUGGGCACCCGCCCUUCCUCUUCGGCCAGUUUGUACUAUCCAGUUUCAUCCCAGCCCAAGGAUUCCCAGGCCAUCGAUCCAGGGUUCAAAGGGGCAGAUCCCUUGCCUGGAAUGCUGCAUGAGCCCAGGACCUUCUGCCUACAAUCAGGCUCAGCUCCUCAAGGAGGCGGAGUGAAAACAAUCAGCCCAGAAAUGCUUCCUGAGGCCCUGGAUGGGUCUCAAAUGCCUCAGGGAUCACAAGGGCCACCACUGUUCCCCUUAGAAAUCCCUGAUAUUAACCAACUAAUGGCCUGCAUUGAAUCUGUUCAGGCAACCAACUCCUUGUCACACAGCGACAGGCUCAUUGGUCCCAGGCAGAUGACAGGAGGUGAUUCCCUCCAACAGAUGCCUCUAGGGAAACACAUUUCUCAGGAGAGUGUUGGGGAAAAGAAUAUCAUCAAACCUCCACUCGCCACUGAAUCCCAGGAUGGAGCUUCGUGUCCCGCACCUGGGAAGGGCAAAUCUCCCAGGAAAGCUUCAAAGCAGGUAGAACUUCCUGCCACUGCACCCCCAGUGGGGUCUGACAAGCCUUCUGCUGAGCGUGGACUCAGACUCGCUGAUCCCCAGAAAUUAGGAGCAAAUCGUUCUGAGAUGCCAACAGCUACUGAAUCAGCCCAGCCCUCUGAAGAGGACCAAACAACGGGCACAAAGAGGCUCGGAGAUGAGAAGGAGACAGCGUCAGGGGAUCAUCUCUCUGAAGAUCCGUGGGAAGGGAAUCUGGAGAACCGUCACCCUGCUGAGAACACCAUUGACACCAUAAGUGUAACCGCCUUAGGGGACGGGCGAGAGAGUCCAUGCGCUGACUCAAAACAGAGGACAACUGACCUCAAUAGGCAGCCUCCGAGGAAACCGGUGGACCAGGCAGAUGUUUCUAAGACUGAAGAGCGGCAGCACAAAAGACUAAGCAGCUCAGGGAAUGAUAAGGGGAAAAGUACAAAUCAAGGAAGGGGAAAAUUAAAACCGGAGGAUAAACAACCUGGAAGUCAAGAGGGUGGGAAAAUCUUCCAGCCAGAACGAGAGCCUUUUAAAAUGCUCCGGAGCCACCUGGGGCUACACAUGCUGGAGUCUAUCCAGGUUUUCCACCCGUUGGGAAAGAAACUGAUUCCACUGGGCCCUGCUCGAGGAGCUCCAGCUCUGCAGUCCAACAAGGCUGAAGGAAGCUCUUCCAGUGCCUGGCCAAAGCCACUGCUGGGUCUCAAGAGAGCCCCGGGGCCUCCUGAGGACCCAAAAUCAACCUGUGGUGGUAGGAGGGAUGGACAAUGGGAAGUCACUGGCAAACUCUGUCGUGUCCCAGGAAAUACAAGGCCAAUUGCUUUAGCAUCACCUAGACUUGUCACUCUGAAGCAGGGCAGCAGCCGAGCCCCUCCCACCAAGCCCUCCUUUGGGAAGGACCUGCCUCCGCCCCACGAGCGCACUCCGCUUCCUUCUCUCACCUCCACGCCCACUUGGCGUCCUGGAGGGGGAUCCCAGCCCACUCCUGCCACUCUGAAGAGCCGGCCCCUCCAGGAGCUGGAAGUGUCGCUGCCCAUCCCCCCGGAGCAGAGAGGAGAGCGGGAUGCGAUGAAGAGGAGAGCACAGAAGGAGAGGGAGCUCGCUGCCCAGUACACGGCCCUGGGGAAGAGACAAUUUUUUGUGGAAAGAGAGAGAGACCUGACAAUAGCAGAGGAAUUUGGCUACAUUUGA
Chelonoidis abingdonii (Abingdon island giant tortoise) is the source of this 1992-nucleotide messenger RNA. NCBI's taxonomy places the organism in Eukaryota, Metazoa, Chordata, Testudines, Testudinidae. The record is from RefSeq and is a predicted model, not a curated record.